Molecule: messenger RNA, 2235 nt
Organism: Sycon ciliatum
Lineage: Eukaryota; Metazoa; Porifera; Calcarea; Leucosolenida; Sycettidae
Exons: 2
Coding region: 36-1241 (401 amino acids)
Source: RefSeq, a predicted model, not a curated record
CCUGCAUGCGACUGAACUGAAGAUCUGAAAAAGCAAUGGAGCAAGAGUCAGCCCAGAAUGUACUGGAUAGUGUUCUCUUUGAUGUGUGGGCAGCAGCAGUACUACCUCUGUUGUCACUUGCUGACAUCUUUCAGCUAUGCGGAGUUACGAGACACGUCCAGGAGCUGCUGCGUAAUGAAAACACAUUCAGGCGUCUGUGCCAGAAUCGCUAUCAGAUUAGUCCAAAUUUGAAACUGUCAUACAUCACAGUUGCGAAGCACCUCUGCAUCGCCACCAGAGUAUCCAGCAUACGUGAAAGCAUACAUUUGGCUCCCCACUUCUGCGUUUUCGAGUGCCCUGAUCUUCAUUAUCAUUUCCAGGUGUUCAACCAACGACUCCGAACGAUUGUGCAGUUGUCCAGCCUAGCGUUGAUGCCGCCUAAAUCCCAUACAAUUAUCCGGUACAGUCCUCCGCUAUCGAAGCGUUUGACCAAAGAACUUUGGCUACCAUCAAAUAUCACUUCUUCCUUCCUACCCAACCUUUCAACUUCAUUGAUUGAGGAAAAGUGUACAGCAGGAGAAGAGAUGAUGUACAGAUUAGCAGACGUGACGAGUUUGUUGUUGGAGAUUUGUGGCUCCCAUGAAGAGUACCAAACAUGUAUCCUGAAAAAAUUGGAAGAGGAUAUUUCGGAGACUGAGUCAUACUUGCCCUACGCGAACCGCACUUGCAAGCUAGUCGAGCUUGCAAAAUGCUUUGAAAGCGUUGCAAGGAGGGAUCCAACAUUGCUCUCAUCACUAAAAUGUGAAACUCUGGUACCAACACUUCCCAAGCACAUUACUACUCGGUGGAUCUAUAACCCAUACGACAAUAUAUUAAUCGAGAAUGAUAAGAGUGACCUUCUCAGCGAUGACGUGUUGGCGACUCAGAAUUGGAUCGACUUCACGGUGCGGCUAGCAGAGCGUCACUCAUUGCUCAAGCUCCUCAUCAGAGGAAUCCUACAUGUAUCGCAGUUUGAGGAUUACUUUGUGGCUGUCAGGGAGUACGAAGAGCUCUGGCACAGCCUGCCACAGUCUAGUCGCCCCAGCCAGAAGGUUAUCUACUGUGACCUGGGAAGUUACCUACUUACCACAUUACCAAGGUCACAGUGUGAAAAGGAACUGACAAAAGAGGAAUUGCUGAACGCCAUGGAGCUGUUUGGCAGGAAGAUUGUUGAGUGUUCGUCCGACCAGUCAUCGAGUAUGGACCUCUACUUUCUAUGGUAGCUGAGCAGAGUCACCUCCAGUGUCUGAACAAUGUUCAGCGCCGCGCAAUUCCGAUAUGAUGCUAUCGGCCAUGGGGCAGACCUACCCAGCCUGGUCAUCCGUCUUACUGUUGCCUUGCUUGCCUGCCUGUACAAGCUGCACUACUUGCCUGGUCCUCCCCAGCUGCUCUCUGUGGUGCCACCGCACCACAUCACCACAUCACCUCUACUAGUACUAACCCUAGAACCUGCCGUGAGCACGGUGCUGUCAGUGGCCAUGACCACCAGCUCCAACACCAGCUGCCUGCAUCUGCCCCGCUGGCACUGAAGCGCUCCUUUACACACUGCAGCAUCAGCGAUUGGAACUCCCUCCCUGCCGCUCUCCUGUCCCAGCCUCUCCACAGCAAGGGAAUGCAAUCAUUCAAAACGAAAGUUUAUCGCCAUCUUCGCAGCACAAACUGGCUCUGUGCAGUCCAUUCCCUAUGAAUAGUCUGAUGCUAUGAUAGUUUCUCCCCCACACUAGCUCGUGUUAAACCUUGGGUUUGUGCAUCUUUCUGACCUGUACAGCUCCUUCUUCUUCAUUUUGUGAUGUGGUGCGGUGGCAUCUUGCUGCGUUCUGUUGUAGUUGUGAUGGUUGUGGUUCUACUGUUGUUGGACCUACAAUGCACAUACACUACUCGUCUAUAGCCUAUAAAGCAUUGCAAUCAGAUAUUCUUGCCAUGAGUUAAUCCUGAUCAUUUUUGGUUUAUUUGGCGUACAUGUAUUGCCAAUUGGAUUGUACUUGAUAUUUCCUUUUCUCACAGUUUUUCAAAGUAAAAACGUACUGUACUCUAAUUGUUGUGUUUGUUUCCUGUUUCUCUCUAUUAUCUAACGGCGGAGACCAGCUGGGUGCUAGUUUCCAAUAAAAUGAUUGAUAAGUGCUACAAGUAUCUUACGAUGGACUGAACAUCCAGCCAUGGCGACAAGAGUAUUUCACCAGUAAAAUACGGCUUGGAAUGUUUUUAACAUGAAUAUCG